AGAUAUCAAGGCAUCAGAAAGAACGAGAGCACAAAGCGAGCAAAGCCCUCGUUCCGCCUCCAGCUCUCUUGCGCUCGUUCUGAUAUAUCCGUCUUCCUUUCUCGUGUGUCUUAAGCCUUCUUAAAAUGGCUGAUGGUCAUGAAACUGACAAGAACAUUGAGAUAUGGAAGGUUAAGAAGCUUAUCAAGGCCUUGGAAUCUGCCAGAGGUAAUGGCACAAGCAUGAUCUCCCUGAUUAUGCCACCACGGGAUCAAAUCUCUCGAGUCACUAAGAUGUUGGGUGAUGAGUAUGGAACUGCUUCAAAUAUCAAGAGUAGAGUGAAUCGGCAGUCUGUGCUUGGUGCUAUCACUUCUGCUCAGCAACGAUUGAAGCUUUAUAACAAGGUUCCUCCAAAUGGACUGGUUUUGUAUACUGGAACCAUUGUUACAGAGGAUGGGAAAGAAAAGAAGGUGACCAUAGAUUUUGAGCCUUUCAAACCCAUCAAUGCUUCACUCUAUCUUUGUGACAACAAGUUCCACACUGAAGCAUUAAAUGAGCUUCUUGAAUCGGAUGACAAGUUUGGCUUCAUAGUUAUGGAUGGUAAUGGUACUCUUUUUGGAACUUUAAGCGGCAACACAAGGGAGGUGCUUCACAAAUUCACAGUUGAUCUUCCAAAGAAGCAUGGAAGAGGAGGACAGUCAGCUCUACGUUUUGCUCGUCUGCGGAUGGAAAAGCGUCACAAUUAUGUUCGCAAAACCGCGGAGCUUGCUACACAAUUUUUCAUUAAUCCUGCUACAAGUCAGCCUAAUGUAGCUGGCUUAAUUCUUGCUGGUUCUGCUGAUUUCAAGACAGAGUUAAGCCAAUCCGACAUGUUUGAUCCCCGGCUGCAAGCUAAAAUACUGAAUGUGGUUGAUGUUUCUUAUGGAGGAGAGAAUGGUUUCAAUCAGGCCAUUGAGUUAUCAUCAGAGAUUUUAUCUAAUGUGAAAUUUAUACAAGAAAAGCGUCUGAUAGGAAAAUACUUCGAGGAAAUAAGUCAAGAUACUGGAAAAUAUGUUUUUGGUGUGGAUGACACACUGAAGGCUCUUGAAAUGGGUGCUGUGGAGAUUUUAAUUGUCUGGGAAAAUUUGGACAUUAACAGGUAUGUGUUGAAGAACAGUGCCACUGCAGAGAUCCUUAUAAAACACUUUACCAAGGACCAGGAAGCCGAUCAGAAUAGCUUCCGUGAUCCAGCAACUAAUGCUGAACUUGAGGUGCAGGAGAAAAUGUCAUUACUUGAAUGGUUCGCCAAUGAAUACAAGCGUUUUGGUUGCACCCUUGAGUUUGUCACAAAUAAAUCACAGGAGGGUUCACAGUUCUGCAGGGGUUUUGGUGGCAUCGGGGGUAUCCUUCGCUAUCAACUUGAUAUAAGGGCUUUGGAUGAGCCAUCUGAUGAUGAAGGCGCGUACGAAGAUUCUGAUUAGCAAUCAAGAAAUCAGUUCCUGGAGCUGAUCCAGGGGCAGCAGCUUGGGCUGGCGGAACCAUCUCACUGCCCCGUGGAGCUCCCACUUAAGCCAGUCAAUUAUUCCGAAUGCCAGUAAAGGUAAGUGGUUGAAGUGAGUUAUGUGGCAGGCGUUCUUGCUGUUGGGUUAUUAAAAGAACAAAUCAAUUCUGGCAAUGAUGUUUGGAUUAUAGACAUCAGCAUACUGCAUUUUUAUGUGGCAACUUCUGUUACUAUUAAUAUUUAGAAAGUCAUAAUCAUAUUGGUAUGAUAGACUAUGUCCAGACCACGCAAUACUGUUAUGUGAGUUGUUUCCUCUGUUUUUUUUUUUUCUGCCUUAUACUCAUGUGCUUAGUUGGAACUGCUUGUGGUAACUAUUAAACACCAAUUUUGGUGGUUCAAUAUGGUAUUGUAUUUUGCUUCUA
Dioscorea cayenensis subsp. rotundata (Guinea yam) is the source of this 1881-nucleotide messenger RNA. RefSeq names its product eukaryotic peptide chain release factor subunit 1-3-like. Gene Ontology annotation, molecular function: translation release factor activity, codon specific; sequence-specific mRNA binding. Gene Ontology annotation, cellular component: cytosol; translation release factor complex. The record is from RefSeq and is a predicted model, not a curated record. The coding region runs from base 126 to 1439 and encodes 437 amino acids. NCBI's taxonomy places the organism in Eukaryota, Viridiplantae, Streptophyta, Magnoliopsida, Dioscoreales, Dioscoreaceae. The transcript has 3 exons. Gene Ontology annotation, biological process: cytoplasmic translational termination.